AUGGAUACGGUCUGCAUAACCCACUGGGUGAACAUCCCUGUUCGCCACCAGGCCCUGUUCCAAGGAAGGGAUUUGGACGCCUGUGCUGAGGACCACGACCUGUUCGCACUGCCUGGCCCUGCCAUAGCAGACCCAGGAGUAGAGCUUGGACUGCGGACAGAGCCUGUUUACCAGGUGCUUUUAGACGUUACCCAGUUCAGACCUGAGGAAAUCCUGAUCCAGGUGUUCGAGGGCUGGCUCCUGAUCAGGGCUCAACAUGGAGCCAGAAUGGAUGAACAUGGAUCAGUUUCCCGCAGCUUCAUCAGGCAGUAUCCACUGCCUGAGAAACUGCAACUGGCGGGGGAUUUGAGGGCUCUGCUGUGUCACGAUGGAAUACUGGUGGUGGAAUCAAAGAACAGGAGACCUGUUGGUACGCCCAGUGAUGCAGAGGAGGAACCCUGCUGAUUAGUGACUAUUGAUAAUGAAGGUUAUUGAUUAGGUAAGGAUGUGAGUUACUCACAAACUUGACCGGUUGCUUCAGUGGAGACCUGUGUAGGAGGAAGAGAGAAAUUGACAAUGAAUGUGCAAUUUAAUAUUUUUCAAUUGGUUUGGCCUGACCUGAUCUGAUGCCACAGUAUUACCCGUCAUUAACAUGGGGGAUUUGGGUAACUUUGUGAAAUGAAUUAUAUUACUGAAAUAUUUAUUCAACCAUUGCAUAUUUGCUUACUCAUAUCUAAAUCGUGUUUUUAAGUGUUAAACACUGUCCUUACACUGUUUUGUGAGAAAGCUGAGAGCUAAUUUAUAGCUGAAUCGCAUUUCUAUGUUAGACAUGUAGCUUUGAACCAUCAAACACAUGAAAGACAGUUGUUGUAAAAUGAAUACACUGACAAUCUAAUAAAGAGUGCAAAGGUGAACAUGCAAA
Molecule: messenger RNA, 901 nt
Organism: Esox lucius (northern pike)
Lineage: Eukaryota; Metazoa; Chordata; Actinopteri; Esociformes; Esocidae
Gene: hspb3
Product: heat shock protein, alpha-crystallin-related, b3
Exons: 1
Coding region: 1-444 (147 amino acids)
Cellular component (GO): cytoplasm; nuclear speck
Source: RefSeq, a predicted model, not a curated record